Molecule: messenger RNA, 1203 nt
Organism: Didymodactylos carnosus
Lineage: Eukaryota; Metazoa; Rotifera; Eurotatoria; Philodinida; Philodinidae
Source: the annotation of a GenBank genome assembly
AUGUCUGAUAUUAAUAGAAAACUUCGUGUUCUUGAACUAUUUAGUGGCAUUGGUGGUAUGCAUUGUGCAUUAAAACGACAACAACUUGAUGGAGAAGAUUUUAUUGAUUUUGAAGUCGUUGCUGCACUCGAUAUUAAUCACACAGCAAAUGAAGUAUACAACGAUAAUUUUCCAAAUGUAUCUGUAAUGUGUCGUACCAUAGAAAAUGUCAGUAUCAAACAAUAUGAAAAAUGGAAUUGUAAUAUGUGGCUGAUGUCACCAAGUUGUCAACCAUUUACACGUCAAGGACAUCAAAAAGGUUUAGAAGAUAAUCGUUCGAACGGUUUUAUUGGUUUAAUGAGUAUAAUUGAUCAAUUAGAAAAUAAGCCACAGUAUAUCUUACUAGAAAAUGUUGAUGGUUUUAAUGGAUCACAAGCACAUCAAUUACUAUUAAAAACACUUUUAUCAAAUCAUUAUUCUUAUAGACAAUUUCUCUUGUCUCCAAUUCAGUAUGGUAUUCCAAAUUCACGUCUGAGAUAUUAUUUAGUAGCUGAAAGACGUAAUCAACAAAUAACGAACGAUACAAUUGAAACAAGUUACGUAUCCAAUUCUUUAGAUAAAUUAUUUAAUAAUUUAAAAUUACAAUUUCCAACCUCAACAUUUACAUCAUCAGAAAAUAUUAAUUUACCUAAUGGUAAAGUAGUUAAUGAUACAUAUGAACAAUGUAGUAACUCAUGUCAGUUAUUAGUUAAAGAACAAUUGAUUAUUGAUAAUUUUCUUGAAAAAAAUAUUGAUUAUUCAAUGUUUGAAUUAACUGAUGAACAAUUACUUCGUGGCUACUUUAUUACCGAUAUUGUAUCGAAAUUUUCUAAACGUUCUUGCUGUUUUACAAGAUCAUAUAGAAAAUAUUUUGAAGGAACUGGAUCACUACUCUAUAUAAAUGGAGAUAUAAAUGUGAAUGAUAAUUUUAUUACAAAAGAUAUUUGGUAUCAAUGUAAGAAUGAUAAACAAUUAGAAGAAACGAUGAAAUCAAAAUUGAAACAAUUUGUACAACUAAGAUAUUUUACACCAAAAGAAAUUGCUAAUCUACAUUGUUUUCCAGUAGAUUAUAAAUUUCCACAACAAAUUACUGUUAAACAAUGUUACCAAUUAUUAGGAAAUAGUUUAAAUGUGUUUGUUGUUGCUUUACUUAUUAGAGGCUUCUUUGAUGAUUCAUUGUUCUGA